AUGAUGUGCUCACUAGUGCCCUCUGAACAGUCUUCUGGUACCUCUCUCUUGCCUAAAGACAAUGCUCCUUUUUCUUGGAGUUCCUUGGAUGAGGAUGAAUUGGAUGACUCCUUGCUGGAGCUAUCUGAUGGAGAAGAUGAUGGCCAUUUCAGUUUCACAGAGGAACAGAUUCAGGAACUCUUGAAGGAUGAUGACCUAUCAAAUGAGCACUUUCCUUGGGGAGGAGGGUUGCCUAAUGAUGACAGCAGGAAUGUUGAGAAGGGAGAGAAGGGGAGUCAAAUUCCACUUGACACUCCCCAAGAGAAAGAUUCACCAUACAACAUGGGACCAGAAGCUGAGACCCCUGACACAUUCAAACUACCUCAACUAACUACAUCAGUUGGUCAUGGACCAACUCCUACUAAACCAUUGAACAGACGCUUUGCACUAGAAAAGAAUCUUAUAAAAGUUACAGUUGCACCAUUUGAUCCAACAGUUUGUGAUGUUGUACUUGAUAAGGACAAGACUUAUGUGUCCAAAGUUACAUCCAGAGUUACUGAAAAACCCUCCUCCCUUGGGGAAGAGAUGAGAGAAGAUGAUCUUAGCCCAAAUGAGAGCACACUUUGCACAGAAUCUGAAGGGAUCAGCCCCAAUAACUCUGCCUAUGAUGGGCCCCCACUCCCUUCUUCAAACAAUAAUUUUCAACAUACUGUCUCUGAUAAAAAUAUAUCCAACAGUAAGAAACCUACGCCUGUAUUCUCUCAGAUCUUGGACCAUUCAGAGACUUCUAAUACAGGGUCAUCCUGGAGAAAUGGAUCAUAUAAAUCAAGUUUUGAAAUGAAGUUACCAGCUUCCAGUUCAUCAAGCAAACAGGAUGUUCUUGACAAGGAUUCUGGGAAGCUAAAGGUCCAUGAAAAAAGACUAGGCAAAGUCAUUCCUGUUCUGCAAACCAAAACAAGGACUAAUGUUCCGACGUUUUCACCGUCAGACCUAGAAAAGCAGAAGCAAAGUUAUCUCAGGAAUGUCAUUGCUCAUAUAGAAGACCCAGUGGAUUCAAACCAAGGUACCUUGGGGGAGCUGUGUGCCUUGAUGGAUCAAGUUCAUCACAUGCACAACCAGAAAUGGCAGCAUCCUUCAGACCUCACCAGGCGAAACUACGCCCGGUUCCGACAGAAAUCUCUGCAAAGAUACAGUCUGACCCAGUGGGUUGACCAGAAUAAGCGAAGCCACCAUCGGUUCCAGCGUCUACCAGAUUUCCCAUACGGUCCACUUGUCUCCUCCCAUCAGCAGUGA
This is a messenger RNA of Rangifer tarandus platyrhynchus (Svalbard reindeer), 1272 nucleotides long. The record is from the annotation of a GenBank genome assembly. Lineage: Eukaryota; Metazoa; Chordata; Mammalia; Artiodactyla; Cervidae.